Lithohypha guttulata is the source of this 1614-nucleotide messenger RNA. It is a transcript of the gene INO1, whose product is annotated as Myo-inositol-1-phosphate synthase. The coding region runs from base 1 to 1614 and encodes 537 amino acids. NCBI's taxonomy places the organism in Eukaryota, Fungi, Ascomycota, Eurotiomycetes, Chaetothyriales, Trichomeriaceae. The transcript has 2 exons. Gene Ontology annotation, cellular component: cytoplasm. The record is from RefSeq and is a predicted model, not a curated record. Gene Ontology annotation, biological process: inositol biosynthetic process; phospholipid biosynthetic process. Gene Ontology annotation, molecular function: inositol-3-phosphate synthase activity.
AUGGCUCCUCAUGCAGAAGCAGAUGCCGGUGGCAUGGAUGGCUAUAGCCUGAAUGGGUCGAGUGGACCAACGAGAUCUGUCGACCUCUUCACUGUCAAUUCUCCCGAUGUCACGUACACUGACGCUCAUAUCAAGAGCAAGUAUGUCUAUCGAACUACCUCGGUCACAAAGUCCCCAGAGGGCAAAUAUGUGGCCAAGCCAAAGGAGACCACAUAUGACUUUCAGGUUGACAGAAAGGUUGGCCGAGUGGGCAUGAUGUUGGUCGGUUGGGGCGGCAACAAUGGUACUACGGUUACCGCUGGCAUCCUCGCCAACCGACGUGGCCUUGUGUGGGAAACUAAGGAGGGCAAGCGUGCUGCAAACUAUUACGGAUCAGUUAUGAUGGGUUCUACUAUCAAGCUUGGUACUGACGAGAGUACUGGUGAAGAGAUCAAUGUGCCGUUCCAAAGUGUACUACCGAUGGUCCACCCCAACGACCUCGUCAUUGGUGGUUGGGACAUCAGCAGUAUGAACGUUGCUGACGCUAUGGAUCGAGCCAAGGUUCUGGAGCCUUCUCUGAAGCAGCUUGUUCGGAAAGAGAUGUCAUACAUGAAGCCUUUGCCAAGCAUAUACUAUCCCGAUUUCAUUGCUGCGAAUCAGGAAGACCGAGCUGACAACGUACUUCCUGGUAGCAAGGCUUGCUGGGGUCAUGUUGAGCAGUUGCGGAAGGACAUCAGGACCUUCAAGUCUGACAACUUGCUUGACAAAGUUAUUGUCCUCUGGACCGCUAACACUGAACGAUACGCUGACAUGGUUCCUGGCGUCAAUGACACGGCUGACAAUCUCCUCAAUGCUAUCAAGUCUGGUCAUGAGGAAAUCUCACCUUCUACCAUAUUCUCUGUGGCAUGCACUCUGGAGAACACUCCUUUCAUCAACGGCUCCCCUCAGAACACCUUUGUUCCAGGGGCUGUUGAGCUUGCCGAACGUCACAACGCAUUCAUCGGUGGUGACGACUUCAAGUCAGGCCAGACCAAGAUGAAAUCUGCCCUGGUCGACUUCCUCAUCAAUGCCGGCAUCAAAUUGACCUCAAUUGCAAGCUACAAUCAUCUUGGCAACAACGAUGGCAAGAACCUCAGCUCGCAAAAGCAGUUCCGCAGUAAGGAGAUAUCGAAGUCGAACGUUGUCGAUGACAUGGUUGCAGCGAAUAAUGUCCUCUACAAGGACGGCGAACAUCCAGAUCACUGUGUGGUCAUCAAGUACAUGCCUGCUGUUGGUGAUGAUAAGCGUGCGUUGGAUGAGUACUACGCCGAAAUCUUCAUGGGUGGUCACCAAACCAUCAGCAUCUUCAACGUCUGCGAAGAUUCUCUACUUGCCUCACCACUCAUUAUCGAUCUUGUCCUUGUUGCCGAGAUGAUGACCAGAAUUCAGUGGCGUCUUGCUGGUACUGAGCAAUACAAAGGGUUCCACAGUGUACUGAGUAUCCUCAGUUAUAUGCUCAAGGCUCCCUUGACACCUCCAGGCACGCCUGUUGUCAACAGCCUCAGCAAGCAGCGAAAUGCACUGACUAACCUCUUCCGAGCUUGCGUUGGGUUGCAACCAGAGAGCGACAUGACGCUUGAACACAAGCUGUUCUAA